UGCACGAUGCCGAGGCUACAGAUCUUGCAACACAAGUCGUACCACCCGUACAAUGAGAAGAACAAGCAGCGGGUGCGCGAGGACGAGGCCAAGGCGGCUGCCGAGCAGCUGGCACGAGAGCAGCGCGACAUCGAGGCGGCAUCAGAAGCGCGCCUGACAGAGCUGCGGCGGCGCGCCGGCUCGCCAGACGACAACCUGCCUUCCACCUCGUCCUCCCGCCCAGCGGGCGACAGCCUCCUCGAGCGGCAUCGGCGUGACAAGGCGAAGCAAGAGAAGCGAGAGAGGAAAGCGCGCGACCGGCUCGACUUUGACUUUCCCAGCGAGUCCAGGGGCAAAGGCAAAGAGAAGGCGGUGGAGGUCGAGCGAGCCGAGGACGACGACGACCGGCGCGCGUACGAAGACCGGUUCACGACGGGCGGGCACCUCAACUUCUGGGCUGACCUCGAGAAUGGCAAGGACACGCCCGCGCCCGUGCCGACGCUCGCGGACAUGGCCAAGAAGAAGGCAGAGCAGGAAGCAGACAGGUUCACAAUGUACCUCGGCCGCCCGGAGCGCGAGACCAAGCCGUGGUACACUGACCGCGAGCUCAAGCGCGUCGAGGAGAAGGAGACGGGCGAGCGGGCCGAGGAGCGGCGUGCGCGGGACCGGCGGAAAGACGUGCGAUCGAAGGAGCGCCACGACCCACUCACGAGCAUCAAGAAGUCGCUGGCGGCUCCGACAGCGCGGGCUUCUGGCGGCAACACGGCCAGUGGGCGCGGUUCGGGGCAGCAGAGCGAACGCGAACGCGCUCUCGCGCUCAUUGCUAAGCGUCGAGGCGAGCCAGAACGGCGCAAGAACCCGUGGGACACGCCCGACUCGGCCGCUGGCUGGACUGAAGACUUUGAGCGGCGCAAAGACCUCGCGGGGCACAAGUACACUUCGACAUGGGACGAGCCGCGGCGCGCGGCGCGUCGCGGCUGGGAGGUGUAGUGUGGCGCGCUGGCUCGGCGCGGCUGGAAGGUGCAGCACUGUAGUGGUACGACGCGUUCGCUCGAGGUACAACGUGUGCAGUGCCUUCACCACCUUUUGGGAACUGGUCACGCCGCGUCCGCUGGAACGUGGCAUUGACAUGUGACACCUCGAUGUGACGAACAUGAC
This is a messenger RNA of Vanrija pseudolonga, 1137 nucleotides long. RefSeq lists its product as uncharacterized. NCBI's taxonomy places the organism in Eukaryota, Fungi, Basidiomycota, Tremellomycetes, Trichosporonales, Trichosporonaceae. The record is from RefSeq and is a predicted model, not a curated record. Bases 7 to 969 code for a protein of 320 amino acids. The transcript is spliced from 5 exons.